Messenger RNA from Colius striatus (speckled mousebird), 5663 nucleotides. RefSeq names its product mitofusin 2 (gene MFN2). Gene Ontology annotation, cellular component: mitochondrial outer membrane. Bases 502 to 2769 code for a protein of 755 amino acids. The record is from RefSeq and is a predicted model, not a curated record. NCBI's taxonomy places the organism in Eukaryota, Metazoa, Chordata, Aves, Coliiformes, Coliidae. The transcript is spliced from 18 exons. Gene Ontology annotation, biological process: mitochondrion localization; mitochondrial fusion. Gene Ontology annotation, molecular function: GTP binding; GTPase activity.
GGGUAACAUGGCGGCCUCACGGCGGCGGUGAAGGUGAGAGGUGAGGAGCUGCUGGAGGCCGGGCUGGACGCUCCGGGGGUUGGCUGCCGGGCGGCAGGGGCAGGGCAGCGGCGGGAGCCGUCUGGGCAGGGCCUUGCAGCCCCGCCGAGGCGCUCUGUGGGAGCGGGAGCGGGGCCCUUCCCGCCCUUUGCCUGGCGCCGGGUCCCCUGAGGGCUGAGGAGAAGGCGACGGCGGCCGCCCGGAGCAUCUGCACAGUGCAUCUCCCGGGCCCUGGGCUGGCGAGGAGGCAGAGCCUGGCCGAUGAAGGAGCUCGGCAGCCCCUGCCCCUCAUCCCUUGGUCCCUUUGCCACAGGGCCGGGGACAGGUUGGAUUCGACGUUGUUGAAAGAGCUGCGGGACGUCUGGCCAGGGCGAGAGCAAGAGCGCUGCAGUCAUUCGCGUUCAAGAGGGCCUCGAGCUGACCAUGCCUGACUGGUGAAAACAGAACUCCUCCUGAAACGCAAUGUCCCUGUUGUUUACUCGUUCCAACUCAAUAGUUGCAGUGAAGAAGGAUAAAAGACACAUGGCUGAGGUAAAUGCUUCACCGCUCAAACAUUUUGUCACUGCAAAGAAGAAGAUCAAUGGUAUCUUUGAACAGUUGGCUGCAUACAUCAAUGAGAGUGCCUCUUUCCUGGAAGAAACACACAGGAAUAUAGAGCUCGAUCCUGUCACCACAGAAGAGCAGGUACUGGAAGUCAAAGGCUACCUGUCAAAAGUCAGUGGCAUAAGUGAAGUGUUGGCAAGACGACACAUGAAAGUUGCCUUUUUUGGAAGGACAAGCAAUGGGAAAAGCACUGUGAUAAAUGCCAUGCUGUGGGACAAAGUGCUUCCUUCAGGGAUUGGACACACCACUAAUUGUUUCCUGCGUGUAGAAGGGACAGAUGGACAUGAAGCUUUCCUGCUUACUGAAGGCUCAGAGGAAAAGAAAAGUGUUAAGACAGUAAACCAGCUGGCUCAUGCCCUUCAUCAAGAUGAACUUCUGAAUGCUGGCAGCCUCGUCAGUGUGAUGUGGCCAAAUUCCAAAUGCCCUCUGUUAAAAGAUGACUUGGUGUUGAUGGACAGUCCUGGCAUUGAUGUAACCACAGAAUUGGACAGCUGGAUUGACAAAUUCUGUCUUGAUGCUGAUGUGUUUGUCCUGGUGGCGAAUUCCGAAUCAACACUGAUGCAAACUGAGAAGCAGUUCUUUCACAAGGUGAACGAACGCCUGUCUCGACCCAAUAUCUUUAUUUUAAAUAACCGCUGGGAUGCAUCAGCCUCUGAGCCAGAGUACAUGGAAGAGGUGCGGCGGCAGCACAUGGAGCGAUGUACCAGUUUCCUGGUAGAUGAGCUGGGUGUGGUGGAUCGAGCCCAGGCAGGGGAUCGAAUUUUCUUUGUGUCAGCCAAAGAAGUGCUGAAUGCCAGGAUUCAGAGGGCUCAAGGAAUGCCAGAAGGAGGUGGAGCAUUGGCAGAUGGAUUCCAAGUGAGAAUGUUUGAGUUUCAGAACUUUGAGAGGAGAUUUGAGGAAUGUAUCUCACAGUCAGCAGUAAAAACCAAAUUUGAGCAGCAUACGGUGAGAGCAAAGCAGAUUGCAGAAGAUGUUCGUCUCAUCAUGGAUUCUGUGCAUGUGGCUGCCCAGGAGCAACGGGUUUACUGUCUGGAAACACGAGAGGAACGACAGGAGCGGUUGGGUUUCAUUGACAAACAGCUGGAGCUCCUCACUCAAGACUACAAGCGGAAAAUCAAAGAGAUCACAGAAGAAGUGGAGAGACAGGUGUCAAAUGCAAUGGCAGAAGAAAUCAGACGCCUUUCAGUGUUGGUAGAUGAAUACCAAGCAGACUUCCACCCAUCUCAAGUAGUUCUUAAGGUUUACAAGAGUGAGCUGCAUAAACACAUUGAGGAAGGUCUGGGCCGUAACAUGUCGGAUCGUUGCUCCAAUGCAAUCACAGCUUCCCUGCAGACCAUGCAACAAGAAAUGAUAGAUGGUUUAAAACCCCUUCUCCCAGUCACUUUGCGGGGCCAGAUAGACAUGUUAAUCCCCCGACAGUGCUUCACGCUCAGCUAUGAUCUGAACUGUGACAAGCUUUGUGCUGACUUCCAAGAGGACAUAGAAUUCCAUUUCUCUCUUGGAUGGACAAUGCUGGUGAACAGAUUUUUGGGACCAAAGAAUGGCCGUAGAGCCUUAAUGGGCUAUAACGACCAGGUUCAACGCCCUUUAACACCAGCAAAUCCCAGUCUGCCUCCUUUGCCUCAGGGCUCUAUGACCCAGGAAGAGCUCAUGGUGUCGAUGGUGACUGGACUGGCCUCGUUAACUUCCCGAACUUCCAUGGGGAUCAUCGUGGUUGGAGGCGUGGUCUGGAAAGCUGUGGGCUGGAGACUGAUUGCUCUCUCUUUUGGCCUUUAUGGGCUCCUUUAUGUAUAUGAGCGCCUCACCUGGACCACAAAAGCGAAAGAGAGAGCGUUCAAACGGCAGUUUGUGGAGUAUGCUGGUGAGAAACUGCAGCUCAUCGUCAGCUACACCGGUUCAAACUGCAGCCACCAAGUCCAACAAGAGCUUGCUGGGACGUUCGCUCAUUUGUGUCAGCAAGUGGAUGUCACACGGGAGAAUCUUGAGCAGGAAAUUUCUGCCAUGAAUAAGAAAAUCGAAGUUCUGGAUUCACUGCAGAGUAAAGCAAAACUGCUCAGGAAUAAAGCAGGUUGGCUUGACAGUGAGCUCAACAUGUUCACCCAUCAGUACCUGCAGCAAAGCAGAUAGUGUGGGAAGAAGAGAAAAACUACACUUUAUUUUCCUUCAGUGCUCUCUUAAUUACUGCAGAGAACAUGGUGGGUGAUGGAAUUCCCUCAAGGGAAUGAGCAAAAGCCUAUUGCUAUGUUUCCAGUUGUUGUAUAAACAAUAGGGUUCUGCCUCCUCGUUUGUGUCCCACCUCUAAACACUAGCUGGUGAUAACUCUACUUUUUCCUUCAUGUGAGACCAGGCUACUUCAGAAGGAGUGUGUGCUUCGUGCAUUUACAAGGGGCUUUUUGAAGCAAAAUCAAGUACAGUAACAACUGUAAAACAAACACAAGUGCUGGUCAGGUUAAAAGCUUUUCUGACACCUCAUUAUGAAGUCAUUAACUUUAUUAUAUGAACAUGGUAUUUUUGACUUCCAAGCCCCAGGUUUAUGUUUGUUUGACAAGCAGCUGUUGGUCUAAACACAGAUCCCAUGCACACAGAUGUAGUGAUGGUUUGACAAUGUAUUUAUUGCCCAUUCAGGCCUAUCUCCUAGGUUAAUGUUCUGUUACUAUAGAACAUGCCAAGAGAAUCACUCUGUCCCUUCAUAGAAAGGUUUAUUGCUAUCAGUAUGUAAACCUAUGAACAAACUCCAGUUUUUUUGCCAGAGCAAGAGAGACUAAGGUUUUGCUUUGGUAAGUUUAUUGUCUUCUGAGUUAGCUUCUUCCUUUUAUGAGCUCUUAAAUAGUGAAUAGUGUCCAUGUCAUGGACAACAAAUGUGCAGAGAUAACUAACUCCUGGGAAAGAGGUAGUGCUAAUAAUUGGCAUCUUGUUGAGGAAGAAAGGGAAGAAAAGACAGUUGACAGAAUGUAACAAACUGCCUUAUAAGCUGAUGAAUGUGGGGGUGGCUUUGUUGGGUUUUUUGGGGUUUUUUGUUUUGGAAAUGCACAGCUGUGUUUCUGGAAGCAGGCCUUUGGAAUUCCAUUACCACCACUUGGCCACAAGAGCAGCGUGUGGAUUACAAGCUGUAAGAGAUUUUGCUUCAUGUAGAGUUCCCAUAGGAUGUGACAGUCUGUGCAGUAAUAUGAUUUGAUGCUAUUUCUCUUCUGUUGAUGAGAAAGAGCUGGCAAGUGCAGCCUUUCUAGGGUCGGGGGAGAGACCUGUCCCUCUGUAUUUCAUGCCAGUAAAGAAUGCGUUAAGGCAUUAGUUGAUUAAGCAUUAAGCAAUUUUGAAAGACAUUCUUUAUUUGCAAACAGAUGAAAUUAAUCAUUGGGGUUUGCCCUGAGGCAUUUUUUAAUUUGGAUUCUAAUAUAUGGGAAUUGUAAGCACUUGAGUCUCUUCCUGUUGGAAUUGCUAGAGGAGACGUUCCCUCUGCUUUUGAUAGUACCAGGUCCCCGUGUUGCAGUUGCUUUUCCAUUUGGUGGGUCAGUGUUUUCCUAUGUGUCAGGUACAACCUCUCUGUUCCCUGAGGAAUCCGGAAUCAGAUCCUGUAGUUCUGAGGUCAGUGACAACAUAAAUCUGUUCAGCAUCAAACUUGAGAGAAUCUGGGCUGUCUUUGAGCAAGGCUCAGCUGGAUUUGGAACUACUAAGCAGUAGAGCUUUUUUCUUAUGGACAACGAGACUUUUCACUUGAGAAUGGUAUCAACAGGCUGUAGGAUUUCUCAUUCAUACCCAGGUGUGAAUAUACAUGUCUGUGACAAGUUCCCUGUUGCAUGUGUCAUGAAAGUUCCAGAAAAGAGAAGCUGCCUGAUACUUGAGGGAGUUAAAAUAGUAAAUCGUCAGUAAGUACUUUUGACUCUACUAAGAUUUCAACGAGGCUUGAACCAUCUUGGUCACAUAGGAGCUCGCAAUAAGACUCUUGUUAUGUCCCUGGAAUGCAAGAAGCAAGCAAACCUUUCCAGUAGACAGCUAGAAUCCAACCCAAACUGAAAAACCAUUUUCAUCAGAGACCUUCAUUGGCUGCAGACAGUUUCCUCAGGCAGCCACCAGGACAUAAGUAGGGCUUGGAUCAGAUCUGAGAAUGCCUUGCCUGUGGAAAUCUGCUCUCCAGGCUUCUGGUGAAGUAUACCACAGUAAGUGGAAUUGUCCACUGUUACUCUGCUGCAGGUACUAUGUGACCAUGAUCCUAGUCUCUAUAAUGGGCUGUGUACAAUGCUAUUGAGCUGAAGCAUGAAGCACACCCCUUGAUAGACCAGGAACCUGUUUGUCAGUUCCAGGUAGAGGGAGGUGAUGAUGCACUACUGCUCAGCAGCUCUAGGCUGCCUCAGAUGCUGACCUUGCUUUGAAAAUGUGGUAUUAGCAUCUUUUCAGCAGGCCUUUAGGGGAAAUCUGACACAUGAGCUAUCUUCAAGCCCAGUGACUGAUCUGUAAAGGGAAAAGACAUUGUUGGGUUCUUAGAACCCAGCGUGUGUGUUUCUGACACCGUUGAGAUCUUGGUGACGUUGGCAUUCUCACUGCAGUGCUGAAACCUAACCUGUAGAACAGGGGAAAGAACCACUUGAACCUCUUAAACAGCAGAACUGCUAACAUGGGAGGGAAGAAUUUUUAGGUAUGUGUGUAACCUUUGUCCCUAGAAGCCCUUUAAAGUUCUUUUUAAAGAAAAUACAGCUGUACUUCUUUAAUUCAGAGUGAUGGAGGAAUGAACACUUGUCAGCAGGAAGGCUGCUUUCUUCCAGUUUUCCUGAAGAAUAUUAAGCUCAUCCUUAGACAAUUCCAAAACCAGCCUUCCCCCAGCUCUAAUUAAAGAAGGUCAGCUAAAUGCACUUUAUCUUAUUGCUGCUACUUGUUUUUUCUCUUUGUGUUAUGUUGACGGAGCUCUUUGAAAGUGACUCUUACCAGUGAGUUUUCUCUCUGCUGUAUUUAAGGUGGUAAUUUUGCAUGAAUUAUUGCUGUAUCAAUGCUGUAAACAAUGGAAACCAAAAUAAAACAGUUGGAAAAAA